GGUAACUACAAGCAGUAGCCGAAACAGGAGCAAAAGCGAACAUGCAUACGGUAACACUAUGUCUUCUCGCCAUUGCUGGCGUCACGUGCGCUCUUGAAAUUCCUGACAUCUCUCCGCAACUUUCGACUGUGAAACCGAUCGCUGACCUUGGCUCCGAGAUAAAUAGAAUUAUAAACGGAGGCAACCAAGAUAACUCAGAUGAGAGGAAUGACAAUGACACAGCGAGGCUAGCUUCUGAAUUGGGAAAACAAGUUGCCCAGGACAUCGAAAACGCCAUUCGAACAGGAGCAUCGAUUGGGACAGCUCCAUUUAAAUUCGGGGCUGCUUUGAGGAAUAAGCUUGCCAAUGACAUCGCACGAUGGUUGAAAAGAGUACUCAAUCAGCCAAAUAAUUCCAGACUCGACAACACCUUGCUAAACUUAGCUACUCAGUUGACUAAUAGGAUCGCCCAAACCGUUGAAAACGCGGUUGAAAUUAAAGGGAAAAUCUUGGGACGUUUUAUCGGAUUGACUGCAUUAACGAAGGCCAAACUUAUUCAGGAUGUUACAGACUGGAUAACACAGACUGUUCAACCGGCUAUCCCAGAUGUUUAUCUGCAGCUAGGUCCGUUGAUCUGUUAUAACGGAUCAUGUGCUUUCCAGAGAACUACUACUGCGCCUUCAAGGUCAACAUCCUCAACCACGACAACUCAAUCUUCUACCAAUCCUUCAACAUCGGAUGCUUCGACGACAAAAACUACUACGACGACUCCUGAGAACCAAUCAUCCAGUGAAAGUUCUUCCACCAAGCAAACCGCAAGUCCGAGGAACCGGAGGGGUGUUGAAGAUGAUGUGUCGAACAUUCUUGGAUAACACGACUUCAGCGAACUGCUCAACUUCAGUCAAUUAUAAAAUCUGGCGACUACUUUAUCCGAUGACGACUUUUCAAAAAUCACCAAAUCCGUACCCUUGAUACCAAGCCCACAGGACACACUCAAGUUUCCACUUCUACCUGGCUUAAGAGAGAAUGUUGAUUACGCUAGGAAUUGGACGACAAAAGUUAUUGCCCCAGGAAGAAAGGAUCUGCGCUCUGCCGUUCAAAGCGCUACCGAAAAGGCGAUACACAGUUUGAACCUUGUAGGUGCAUUAACUGCCUUGUGCUUUACAAUUUCGAACAUAUAUCAUACAGUAGUACUAAAUUCCCCACUGUUUAUUGUGACCGACAUUAUUCUUCAAGAGGUCUAAUCACAAUCGCAGAAGUUAUUAAGAGUGUGUUGUAUGUCGUAGGCAAGGAUAUUCAAAAUAUAGCUCAAGUUAUUUCAGGUUGAGGAGUUACUUAAUGGACGAUAAUGUAUGUAGUUAGUGCAGAAUACAAUUGAGUUGAAUACUGUAUAAUAUGUAGUAAAUACAGAUGCAUUUUAACAAAAUUA
Molecule: messenger RNA, 1408 nt
Organism: Dufourea novaeangliae
Lineage: Eukaryota; Metazoa; Arthropoda; Insecta; Hymenoptera; Halictidae
Exons: 3
Coding region: 42-851 (269 amino acids)
Source: RefSeq, a predicted model, not a curated record